Metarhizium brunneum ARSEF 3297 is the source of this 1470-nucleotide messenger RNA. RefSeq lists its product as uncharacterized. The record is from RefSeq and is a predicted model, not a curated record. Lineage: Eukaryota; Fungi; Ascomycota; Sordariomycetes; Hypocreales; Clavicipitaceae.
AUGGCAAAGGUGGUAAAAUGGCGACUCUUGAAUUCAUCGCCAUCACCCAGUCGUAGAGUCAACAGCGGCGGAACGCCCGUUACCACUCCCCAAGCCAUGUCCCGACAAGCUUACAUGUCCCGCCGCGAAGACGGCGUCUCAGCACCGUGCGCACCGUCCCCAUCACCAGGCUACGUGCUCGAGUGGUCCGCGAAAGACUCCCGCGCCCAACGGCACCGCCGUAUCCUCCCGAGCGUCGAAGAGCUCCGCGCCGAACUGCUAGCGGGCGAAGGCGGCCGGUCCCAGGGCCGCAUCCUCGUCCUCCGGGCAGGCCGCGUCGACGGCGCCGUGCGCGAAGCCCUCGUCAGCGUGGCCCGCGUCGACGGCGGGUUCAUAGACGCCCACGCCGCGGGGACGCCGUACCGGCCGCGGGGAGGGAGACGCACGCCGCGACGGUGGUGGACCUGCGCGUAUCCCGAGGUGGCCGCCGGCAAGGGCCAGGUGCCGCUGUACAGGCCCGGCGACGGGCAGGCCCUGACGAUUUCGAGAAUGAGCGUCUGGCUAGGCGGCGGCGGGGUGCCGGUCGUCAUUGUCGGCGACGGCGCUGGCCCGGAGCGGCGCGACCACAAGCUCCGGCGCGAGCAGGGCGCCGCCGGCUACGGAGCUAUUGGGAGCGCGCGCCCCGGCUCGACUGGGCGCGUGGAGAUGUCGUCCUUUGAGCAGGACCUCUGGGAGGCGUUGGCGCCCCCGGACGAGGUGGCUGUCGAGGAAGUGCUGGGUGAGGUGGUGCUCGACCGCUGGACGGGCUGCCUGGCGGCGAUGCGUCCGGGGACUAUCGGCGGCGGCGCGGGCCACAUGCAGGAGCGGGAGUCGCUCUGGGCGGCCAUGGCCGCGCUCGAGUCCAACCUCGACGAGGCGAGGCGCUUCUCCGGACGGGGGAGGCAGCUCGGCGCCGCGGGCGCGUCGGCGUGGGCGGAUCUGCUGCGGCGCUUGGAGAUGAGGGUGCGCCUCGGGCAGCAGGGGAUCGGUGCCGAGGCGUCUCCGGCUCGCGGCGGCAAGACAGACAACGACCGGAGCUUGGAUAGGAUCGCGUACCUGGGCGGGCUGAUGCUGCCCGUGUCGGCGGUGGCGAGCAUCCUCGCCAUCGGGGGCGACUACGGGCCCGGGGGCGAGAGCUUCUGGGUGUUUUGGCUGUCAAGCUUUCUGGCGAGCGUGCUCGCGGUGCUGGUCAUAUAUGCCGACCAGCUGCGGACGGUCGAGGUGUGGCUGGAGACGGGGGAGCUCGACGGCGAGCUUCUGCCGUGGGAGGGAGAGGGCUCGGAGGAGCAUCUUGUGCAGAGGUGGGCGGACGGCUCGAGGCGCGCGGCGUGGGAGAGGAGGGAGCUGGGCUGGGGCGGUGCCGUGAAGAAGAUGAGCGGGUAUUACUGGUGGCGGAGGGAUCCGGGGUUGGCGUUUAGGAGGCCGCGCGGUGUGAAGCUGGGAGGGUUGUAG